CCCGACAGCAAACGGCCGCGCCUGUCCUCGUGGGCGGGUGCUGGCCCGCAGCCCACCACGCUGCCGCAUCCUCAUCAUCACCUUCCUCCCUCACCUCACCACUCUCUUCCUCAUCCUUCCCACGGCCCUCAUGCCCCCUCGACCCAGCUCCCGCCGCCGCCGCCGCCGCCUCCUCCUGCUCCUCAGGGCCCUCCUACUCACCACCACCACCACCUGCACCAUCACCAUCCGGCCUCGAGUCCCUACCCGUCCUACCCGUCUAGACACUCGGAGCUGCCUCCUCCUCCUGCGCCGCCAGCACCGGCCUCGGCCCACGGGCAUGCCCAGCAGCAUCCUGACAUGGACCGUCGACACUCCGACCAAGAGAUUCUCGCUCCCAUGCAGGACCCGUAUCGCCAGCCGCCGCCGCCGCCGCCGCCACAUCACCCGGGACUGCAGCACCCUAUGUCGCCUGCGCAACAUCCCUAUCACCCAUAUGCCAACCGAGAUACCGUCAUAAAGCGAGAGCCUACCGAGGAUCUACGGAGGCCCAACUCGACGGGCCAUGCGCCAGAGUCCCUCCCACCGCCGCCGCAAGCCAUCAGUCGCAGCCGCAUCCCCCACCACCUCCCUUCCAAGAUAACCCUCCACCGCGACACAUGAACUACGACAAUGCGCCAUCGUUGCCCCCAACUCCCGGGGGAUAUCGCGCCCCUAGCUUCCCUCCUCCGCCCACGCCCGUUGCACACCAGUCGUCCUACGAACAGACCCCCAGUUACCAAGCCGCAGAGCCCUUCUACAGUGUCUAUUCCGCCGUCUCGAAGAAGAAGAACACGAGAGCUUCACAGGCAUGCGAUCAGUGUCGACAGCUCAAAGCCAAGUGCGAUGAGACGAAACCGUGUAAGACGUGUAGAGACAAGGGGACGGAGUGCAGAUAUCGUGAUCCCGUGCCGAAAGCAACCGACAAGGCUCAGGCCGACAUUCUGGACGGCAUCUCCAGCAUGCAGAGCACGCUUUCCGCCCUCGCGGAGCGCUUUGGGCACAUGGAUGACAGGUUGACCAAGAUGGAAGCAGUAUUCUCGAGGACACCCAGCCUAUUCCAGCUUAAGCGAGAUCCUAGUCCUGAUGCGGAGCUGAAGCCCAUGUCAGUGCCCAUCCCAGGCUCGCCGCGUGCACCUGACGAGUUCAUGGCGGAUCGAUCUCCUAUGGAGGACAUGUCUCGGGACCAGCCGGUGCUGUCCACUGAGACGGUGCCCGCAGAGGCGGCUCCUGAGCCCACAGCCACCACUUUCAUGGCUGAGGACGAGAUAGAGGCCGAACCGGGGCCACCAGUGCCGCCUGGCGAACCUGCAAUCCCCAUCAACCAUACGACCUUGGCUGGGCUCCUGCUCGACUGGGACCCUAUCAAAGAGCUAACGCGGCAUCACCUGGAGCGCGAAGGCAUCAAGUUCAUCAGCGAGUACCCCAUCAGCCAGGAGCAGAACCGCGGAAUUCUCAAGGUGUAUGGGCGAGGCGAGGACGCGCACUUUCGAGUCUCGAGGGAGGCAACGGCUGAUCACGGAAACGUGGACAUCGGCGACGACAACAUGUCGGAUAUUGUGUCCUCCUCUCCCGCUGCGGACUGGGGACAGCUUGGCGGCCUGAGUCCAGGCGAUCAGAUCGAGUACCGAGGCGGCGUCCUCAGCUCCGACGGGAAUCCGGAUUUCACCGAGUCCAAGAUCGCGACCUAUCCGAAGCCGCAGCCUCUGAAGUCGGCCUUCGCCGUGUCACAGCCUCUCGAGGUCACCGGCUCCAAGAGAAAGAGGACGCCCGAGACGGAUGGGCCUUCGACACCAGGUCCUGUUCGCGUCGGGAAGCCGAGCCGGUCUAUCCACAGCGCGCUUGUUCUCGUUAUCAUCGCACUCGGCAAGAUCUGCCUGCACACCGAUGAAGUUCCCGACGUUGUUUUCCCCGUGGACCCAAUGCCUCACGGAAGCCCCGUCAGUCGCAACGGGGUGCCCCCAUCGCCAACGCAGGGCUCACCUCCAGGGUUUUCCGCCCACUCCCAGUCCUCUGGCUUCCCCUCGCCCAGAGACCAAGAGCGCGGCUAUCAGAGCAGGAGGUCAUCCAUUCAUGGCGCAAGCGGUCCUGUUCGCUCAGGGUUGGGCUUGAAGAAGAAUUACGAGGUCAUUCCCGGCCUGGAAUACUUUGCGUUGGCAACGGACAUUCUCGGCAACCAUACGGGCGCGUACCACAAUAUGAAGAAUGUCUACGCCAACAUCUUUGCUGGUCUGUAUCACGGCCAGCUUGCACGCCCCCUGGAGAGCUUUGCAUUCAUCCACAAAGCGAGCCACAAGUUGCAAGUAAUCAUGAGACCGAGCCUGGACAAGCUACGGAAAAUCAAAACCAACAUGGAGUUCAUCCGCGAAACAAAGUACAACCAGCUGGCACUAGCCUUCUGGACGUGUCUGCAGCUGGAGAGUGACUUGAUUGCUGAGCUUCCGCUCCCUCCAUCUGGCCUGUUGCAAUACGAGAACGACAUGCCCCAGCCCAACAUGAGUCUCCUCGAAGGCUUCGACCAAAGGGUCGUGGACAGCUAUCCGGCGCAGCUGUACCUCCGGACGCACUUAAACAGCAUUCAUCGCAUGUUCUACUCGCCCGACGACCCCAGCAAGCCGGAGAAGCUCAAGAACGUGAGGCUCGUGGCCGACGGCGUCUCGACCAUGCGCUGGGUCCCGGCCAGCUUCCGCUUCAACGAGACGGACCCCCCUGCAACCGACAUCUUGUCGGCGCGCCUGAGGGCCAAGUACUGGGGAGCGCAGAUGAUCACCUAUCGGCCGUUUGUCCGCCAAAUUCUCCAAUGGUCCUUUGAGGUGAAGCGCCACCCCUCCAGCCCCCACGUCCCCGUCAUGUCGGAGUACCGCGAUGGCAUCAUUGCACCUUACAUCCGCCCGGAUACCAAGACUUCGAGCCAACUGGACCCCGGCAUCAUUGAGCUGGCCCGAAAGGGUAUUGUAGCCCUGAUUGAGAGCACGAAAUCGUUCCAUGGCCUUGGGGAGAAGCGACCCAUCAUCACCAACGUGUUUGGCACGGCGCAUGCUCAAUGGGGCAAUCUCCUUGUUCUCUCGGCAGCUUUUAAGGACCCCGUGUUGCACAAGUUCGUCAACGAGGAUCUUUUGCGGUCCCUGUUCCACAAGACGAUUGCGUUCCUGCGGCAGUCCGCGACGCAUACGAGCUCUCUACGAAUUGACAUGCACAUCCUGGAGGGACUGCAGCGGGACCUGUUUCCCAUGGACGGAAGGACGGCCUCGAGCUUUUCCAGCAACCUCAGCCAUCCCACGCCCAAGCUUCCCAUCGUUGCGCCACCCUAUUCCAACAGCGAUCCUAAUAUUGCACAGCCGAUGCCGCCACAGCCACCACCACCACACAUCGGACUGCCUCCGGGACCUUGAGAGAGUUAUUCUACUUUUCGUCUCCCUCCCUGGAAGGAAUACGCGAAUCGUCUUCUUCAUUCUGAUUAUCUAUCAAUUCUUUUCGACUACUUGAAGCGACAUAACUCUGUUGCUUUUGGUAUCUGCUUUUCUUUGAUCAUUUUGGCGUAAUAUGGGGACCCUUGUUUGUCUCUUCUUACAACUUAUCUACAUGAACUUGAACGGUGAAGCAUUUGGCGGACAAUAUACAAAGAUGUUUGAAUGGGGCGGUUGGCUCUGCAAUAUGCCGGCAUCACGAUUGACGGCGCAGCGCAGGGCGCGACGAUUUUGCAUCGUACUGCGAUUUUGACUCGUAUUCUCACCUGGAUAUAUCAUAUACACGCAAGGUAUAGACCACAUUGACGGUCUUUGAACCAUCUUCUUCUUUACUCUUUCUGUUCUUCUUCUUGUUCAAACCAGAAAAAUCUUCAAGCUGCGUUGAAAAGCCAUUACUUGGAGGUGUAUUGGUGCUACCUCUUCUCAUACACUGUAUCACAUACAUUGUUCCGCAUCUGGCGCUGUUGGAAAGCUAAUGCUCCUUUGCUUUUUCUUUUCCUUCUUUCUCUUUGCUUUGUUUGCGCGAGUAUCCUACAUCUGGGGUGGAUUCGGAGGAGAUACCAUUAUGCAUGCCGGCGGGCAGGCUACUCACUUGGCGCGCAUCUGCCGCCCCUGGAGGAGGGCCGACGGUGACGUGGGGAAGGGGAAAAGGAUUGGUAGGGAGGGAAUGGUAAGGGCAUGGGGUGGGUGGACAGGGCAUGGGUGAAU
Messenger RNA from Trichoderma reesei QM6a, 4193 nucleotides. RefSeq lists its product as uncharacterized. The record is from RefSeq and is a predicted model, not a curated record. Gene Ontology annotation, molecular function: DNA-binding transcription factor activity, RNA polymerase II-specific; zinc ion binding. Bases 639 to 3410 code for a protein of 923 amino acids. Gene Ontology annotation, biological process: regulation of DNA-templated transcription. Lineage: Eukaryota; Fungi; Ascomycota; Sordariomycetes; Hypocreales; Hypocreaceae. The transcript is spliced from 8 exons.